AGUCUUCUGGUGGCUCCUGGCCGGGGCAGGCGCCCUGCUGAAGAAACGCAUUUCCCAGGGUCCUCCUGGGGGUGGCGCCGAGUCUCCUGCCGGCGAGCAGCUGCGCCCGGGCGGCGUUGCUGAAAAGGGGGAGGAGGCAGGAGGUCUCUGUUCCGCGAGCCUCGGCGUUUCCUCGCGCCGGCGGUGGAAGAGGAAGGCGGGCUUCCCGUGAGGCAACAGCAGCAGCAGCAGCAACAACUACUUUUGCUUUCGCAACUCUGCCGGCAGCUGCGCAAGCGGCGAGCUGCCCCGCUCUCGGACUCGCUACGAGGGUCCCGCGCCACCUGCCUCGCCCCGUCAGCAUGAGUUUGUGGGCUCGCGUGGGCAUCUUGGGCACCCUGGCGUACUGCGUAGCGAGCAAGAGGAGAGCCCUGGCCGAGCCCAGGAGGAGCAAAGCGCCGCGCGGAAGCGACGACGACGACCCGCUGGAGCUGAAGCUGGUGCAGGUUCUUUUCCGGCACGGCGCGCGCACUCCGCUGAGACCCAUCCCCGAUGUGGAGCAGGUGAGGGGGCCUCCCGCCCGGGGUUGGAAGGAGAGGGACGCAGCUGGCAGAGCAGGGCUGGCCGUCCCACUCGGCCCCCAGCGGGUCACCUUGGGCCAGGCAGUGCCUGCCGUCCAGCCAAACCUGCCUCCCAGGGUCGUCGGCGGGAUGGAAUGGGGAGAGGGGAAACCAUCUAUGCCGCCUUGAACCCCAGGCAGAAAUAAUGCAGUCAAUGCAUACAUGCCUCUUCCCUUUCCCUCUGGCCCUUCCCAAUAACAAGGGCCAUGGGGGAAGCAUCAGCUUUGGGUGGGGGGACGACAUUCAGCAAUAUACCCCCUCCCUGGGUUGGCUCAACCCCUCUUGGCUUCUUGCCCCUGCCAUAGGUGCCAACUCCUAGGUCCCCCCCAAUAAAAUAUUUAAGUAUUUGAGGUGCCUGCCCCCCCAAGUUGAUGGGCAUUGUGAUUCAAAUAGUAUGUGUGUCUGCAGUGCCUUGUGAUCAGUUAUAUGGGCAUGGGGCUCACCUGCCCCCCCCCCGUAUUUUAUUCAACUCAGCACCCCAGCACACACACACCCGCUGUCUAUUUACUUGCAUGCGUGCGCGCACACACACACCCAUCCACACAACCACCCAAGUGGGAAGCACAAGGUGGGGAUCCCUUUGCUCUCCUCUGUUUGAUGGCUAGGAAGAUCUACAGAGUCAGACCACUGAUGCGUUGUCCACACUGGCUAUGCUUCAGGCAGGAGCUUUCCCCAGUCCUACCAGGAAAUGCCCAGGGUUGAACUUCGGACUUCCUCCAUGCACAACCGAUGCUUUGAAACUUUCCUGUUCCUAAGAGGGCAGGUGGGCAAUGACAAAAGGAGGUCCAGCAGGGCCAGGAGGCUCUGCAAGUGGGGGCUUUGAGUGUAGCCCCCUGGUACCUCCCCCUCUGAUGCUGCCCCUGGAUCUGGGCAACACAGGCAAGCCUCAGCCAAGAUCACACGGGGGGGGGCAGCUAGUUGGGGGUGCCUGGUUGUGAUAGUGGUAAAAGGGGGGGGGGGUUAAAAGAACAUGUUAAUAUUGUGUCCUUAAGUGUUAAAAGCAUCUCUGCUACAUUGUUUCACUAAUCUUUGUAACAACCCAACCAGGUAUUAUGCCCCUGUGAUUUUAAAAAAUGCAUUUAUAACCCAGUGCUGUAAAUUGGCAUGAAAAGCAGCAGCUUGCCAAAUAAUUAUCAGGCAUGUUCAUGCAGAAAUGCUAGUGGGGCCGAUGAUGCCCUGGGCUUGGAAAUUCCUGGUGCUAACAGCAAUCAAUUCCUAAAGAAGAUGCUGCACUUUUUUCCCCCAGCUGAGCUAAAAAGCCAUUUGGCACACCAGGAGCAGGUUGGAGGAAGCAGAAGUGGUCCGAGGAGCAGCAGAGGUUGCUGAGCUUACUAGCUCAGGGCUAUCAGUGUGGGCAUUUUCACGAGGCAGCAGGUGAAGGAAGCAUAGGUGGAAAAUUUGGCUUUGCUCAGUGCCAGUAGCCACCAAGCGGAACGCAGGCCAAAGUACAGAAGGUACAGCAAUAAUACACCUUCAUACCGCCAACCCACAAUCUGAUAAAGUGGAUAUUUGCCCCAGAAUGCCUUGGCAUUCUAUAAAAUUUAGAGAACAUGGAAACAAACGUGGGAAUUAUGUUAAAAUGUGGGCUGCUGCAGAGCUAAGGGAGUGAGCUCCAUGUGAGGUCAACUCUAUUGUGGUCACUUGCUUAAUGCCUGCCAUUCAUACUGGUGGGGUGUGCUAGCUUGGGCUGUUCUGCUGCCUGUCAACAAUGAGACGCUUCCUUCAUUGCCAGCUGGGUGCUACAGCCCCAAAUUGUGAGCGCUGGAAGGUGUAAAUGCAACUGUAUGUCAGAGAUGGGGAGUGUGCAGUCCUGCAGACAUUGCUGGACAACUCCCAUCAUCAUCCCUGACCACUGGUCAUGCUGAACGAAGUUGGAAUACAACCCCUGCGAUAUUCACAAUUGCAUGUUAUGUGCCUAUUGAUGAGUGAGAAUAGCGACUCACUUAUAGUGCUAAUUCUCUAUAGCCUUGUUUUGUGCAUCUCCUCCUAUCUUGAAUGUUACCAACCCAUAGGCUAACUAACUAAGUACUAUAAAUAAUUUGAUUGGGGUGCUUGCCUCUUGCCCUUUUAACUUCAGGAGAUACAUACAUAAACAUGCAUUUGCAUUAGUGCAGGAUAGCAGUGAACAUCAACCAGCCUGUAAUAAUAAUAAUAAUAAUAAUAAUUUAUAUCCCGCCCUCCCCCCCCCCCAGCCAAAGCUGGGCUCAGAGAGGCUGUAUAGUCAGAUUUGAAAAUUUUUCACUCUGCUUCAACCAGAUCAAAGUUUGUGUCACUGUCUUUCAUAAACAGGUGAUGAGAGAAGGCAUUGCAACUUCUACUUACCCAGUUUAUGAACUACUUACCCAACACCUGCAUUUCCUCUUGAUUUUGUAGCUGGAAUAGAAUUAAUGGUUGUGUUUAUUUUUCCUUAUGCACCAUGUUCCUCUCUUGGCUCCGCCUAGCAACUUGUGAUAACUUCUGGUGAUGAACAGAUUUGGCAGAUUUACCACCUAGAUCAGUAGGAAGUGCAGUUGUGAAGAAAUUGAGAUUGCUCUUUUUAAAGUUUUAAACUCAUACACUUUAAAGUGGAAUUUCUGGGGAAAUGGCCAAGAACUAUUGAUGGCAGAUAUGCCUCUUAGGAUGAAUACAGAGAAACCCUGAUAUUUUAAACAUUCCAGAUAUGUGCAAGCCUCAUUUGUAUUUUCUGUGUUGCAGUGUUUCCAAAGGCAAGUGCUUGGAAUAGGGCAAGGAUUGGGAGCCCCCCACCCAGCUUACCAGCUUUUCCUCUAAGGACCAGCUGUUUAAUAACUUAAGAAGCCCAUCUAGUCUAGCACUCUGUUCUCACAGUGGCCAUCAGAUGCCCAUGGGAGUACCAUAAGCAGAACCUGAGUGCAACAGUGCUCUCACCACACAUAACUGGUCUUCAGAGGUAUUUUGUUUCGGACAGUGGAGGUAGAACAUAGCCUCCAUAGCUGGUGGCCAUUGAUAGCCUUGUCCUCCACAAAUCAGCUGAGCAGGGUGGGAACACCUGCCGUAGGUGAUGCUAUAAUUGAGGCACUGAGCAAGGACCAUGAUUUGGUUCUCUGUAUUUGUAACCCUGACUAAAAGAAUUGCAAGCAAUCCUCUGUUGACUUUUUAACCAGCAAAAGCGUUGAAUAUAGUAUUUUAGCCCUGACAGUUCUGCAGAGAUCCAUUUUCGCAAGACUUCCUGAUGUUGGUGUCCAUAAGGCAUGUGCAGCACAUUUCAUUAGGGGUGUGCUUACCCAGUAAAUUAAAUUGAAACACAGUUCUUAUGAAGCCGAACAAAGAGAGAGCGAGCACAAGGCAGGAGAACAACAGACAAAGACACACAAAGUGGGAGGGGGUAAAAAGAAGGGAUGGAGACACAGGUGAGGACACGGAGACUCCAGUCCACAAGCCCAUCUGCGCCCCCACCCCCAAUACCAUACUUUGCAUUAUGGCUUCUGAGUCAUACCCAAAACUCCUCACAGGCUGACCCCACUCCUGCUCCUCCACAAAGUCUAAGUCUAAGAAUGACACACAGGAACAAGCUAUUUGCUGCUGCUACUGCUGCUCCUCCUCCUCUUAUUACACACACAAAACAGAGUCAGCCAAGAAGGCCUUGCCACGCUCUGCCUGCUUCUCCAAACACGGGAGUAGGAGCGCUCCCUACUGCCACUGUAGAAACAUUGCUGAGGCUGCAGCCACUUUUUCUUUUUCAAGACAUUAGAGCAUUCAUGGGCACACCCAGAAAGUAUGCCCACAUUGAUGUUUUUGUAUAUUUCAAAACCCUGGAGUAAGAAGAUUGUGAAAUGUGUCACUGCCCGCUCCUCUUGCCGCAGAACAGCCUGAGUGUUGAAUGAGAUGUUUUAGCACCAAGCUUGCAGAGUUUGCCAUGCCUCUAAGCCCACUGAAAUAAAUUUGAUUUUCCACAGUAGUGGGUUGUCAACCUCUUCUAGCUACUUGAAGGUCCCAGUUGCCUACUCAAAUGCUUUUUCUUUUCCUUCAUCCUUGUUUUUGGAACAGGUGGCAUGGGACCCUGCUCUUUUGGAGACGCCUGCCGAAACAAAGUUUGACUACACAGUAACGAACCUGGCUGGUGGGCCAAGACCUUAUUCUCCUUUCGAAGAAAGCUACAAAAAAACAGUGCUGAAGGUGACCCAACAUGUAUUCCUUUGGAAAUGUUGCAUCUCCGUUUAUUUUUUCAGCCAUUCAACAGAGCUUUUCUCUUCCCAGGGCGGAGUGAAUGCAGGCCAGCUGACCAAAGUAGGAAUGCAGCAGACGUUUGCACUGGGGAAACGGCUAAGGAGACGUUACAUUGAGGAGACCCAUUUCCUCUCGCCAGCAUUCAAACCUUCUGAGGUCUUGUGAGUCUCUGAACACUCCAGUUUCCUUCCUAACAGCUUUCUUGCUCUUCCUGCUGACUGUUACGCUCCCUCCCAGCCCACACGGCAUCAUAAGCCUUAGCAAAGUUCCAUCCAAAGUCCUCGCUUGCUUUCUCCCUCACACCACUGUGUUCAGUUUGAUGUUAAGAAUCUCCAGCUAGAACAGAUAGCAGUGCUUGGUACUGCCAUAUUGGUGGCUCAGAGUGCUGAAACCCCUCAAGUCCCACCCCGUGUCAGUUUGUACAGGGAGCAGCCCACUGUGCUCCCAUUUCAUUGGCUGCCUUCUGUCUUUCAGUGUCCGUUCCACUAACAUUGUUCGGAAUCUGGAGUCCACGCGGUGUUUGCUAGCUGGGCUGUUCCAACAGCAGAAAGAAGGUCAGCAAUGAAGGGGAGCUCCUUGCUCCUCUGUUCGCAGUCCUGCCUUGGAGUCUCUCUCCUAACAGAGAUCAUUGCCCUUUACACCACUGUUCUCUUUCUGGCUCUUCUGUUUAUCACUGUCUAUUACGGGUCCACAGCUGUUGUUGGACUACAACUCCCAUCAUCCCUAUCUAGCAGGACCAAUGGCCAGGAAUGAUGGGAGUUGUAGUCUAACAGCAGCUGGGGACCUGAGCCUGAGAAACACUGCCCUAGUGGAUUCUGAUAGGCUACACUUGCACUCUAAAUGAGGAAUUUCACGUUUAGAAGGAACUGGUGACUACUCAGAAAAGGAGUGCUAUGUUGGCUCCCUUGCUGAAACUCCUAGGGUAGAGGAUGUAGUUUGCAAGGUUUGUGGUGUUGGUGGGCUUUUAUUUAUACAGUCAUGCAAUUGGGUGCAGCUCAUGCACUGCAUCAUUUUGGGAACGUUUUCAGUAGGUGAGCUCACCGUGGCAACUGCAUCUGGCCCAGGAGCUAGUAGCAUGUUGCAGAGCUGGCCUCAGAAGGGCCCAGACCCCUGCUGCUCCCACAAGUAUACCUCUUGCUGCAUGCCUGCUUCACAGACCUUUGUUAAUGCAUGCAGGUAUUCUCUACAUGCCUCCCUUUACCCAGGCAGGGCAAACAUCAAUCAUAAGUUUCUGAUACAGCAGAGAGCUUGACCCCCGUAGUCAGCACAACUUGCAUCAUGCCCAUUGCCCAUUGCACCCUACUACCCUUGAAAACUGAAGGAGAUGGAAAAUUCAGCAGCCAGGUUGAUCACUGGAGCAAGACGGUCUGAGCAUAUUACACCGAUCCUAGUCUGACUGCACUGGCCUACCAAUUAGUUUCUGGCCCCAAUACAAAGUCCUGGUUUUGACCUAUAAAGCCUUAAAACAGUUCAGGACCACAAUACCUCAAGGACCGCCUCUUUCCACAUGAACCUACCUAGUCUCUCAGAUCAUCUUCUGAGACUCUCCUUCAUGUGCCUCCUCCUUGAGAGGUCCGAAGGGUGGCAACACGAGAAUGGGCCUUCUCUGCAGGGACUCCCUGUCUGUGGAAUGCUCUCCCCAGGGACGUUCAUCUGGCGCCUUCAUUAUACACCAGGCAAAAACGUUCCUUUUUAACCAGGCCUUUGAUUGGCAUUAUAUGCCCUUUUAAAAUGUGUUCUUUUGGGGGGGGUAUUGGGUUGUUGUUCUUUAUUUUGAUUAUGUAUCUUGUGGUUUUAUAGUUUGACUUUAUUCUGUAAACCACCCUGAGACCUCUGGGCAUGGGGUGGUAUAUUAUUAAUAUUAUUGAAAUAAAUAAAUGCAAAAUUUACAGAACAAAAAAGAGACAAAGCAGGGAGAAAAAAUGAGAAGGAAAAGGGGGGCAGAAAAGGAAAUUGGCUAGUUCCAUCUUCCUCCCAACUCCCAUGAUCAGAGUUGUGGUUCAAAACAUGGGGGGGGGGGGCACAUUGGGGAAGGCUGACCCAGCUAUUAGUCCCAUUUGCUUGGAAUCGCAGGUGGUCAGAGCAGUGUUGCACUCAGGUCCUGCCUGAGGGUUUCCCAUAUGCAACUGAUCAGCCAUUGUGGACUAGGUGGGCCCUUAGCUAAUCCAGCAGGCUCUUCUUAUGUUCCUAAGGAGAAGGUUCGAAAUGAUACUACAAACUGGCAGCCAGAACAAACUUAAAUGGGAAGGCAAUGGCCAUACUGCUUGUGCCAUGCACCUUGAGGGUUGGGAAUGAGCCUCUAUUCAAAACCUUUAGUUGCCCAGCUUUAGAGAAAGAUGGGUAACUUGGGUCCUCUUGAUGUUGCUGGACUAAAACUCCCACCAUCCCUGGCCAUUGCCCAUGCUGACUGGAGCGGAUGGGAGCUAGAGUUCCCAACCACAUCCAGAGAGCCACAGAUAACCGACCCGGCUCUCAAACGCUGCUCUGAGCAGGCACCAAACUUAUAUGUGGAGCUGAACAGAGACCAGGAAGAAGAAUGGAACAAACAAGUUAAAUCUCAAAAGUUUUGAUACUAGGAUUAAGUAAAUUGCAAAGUUCUGCUACCAAAACAUUUGUGCAUAAACCACUAUUUCUUGCAGAAACUCUUAUUGUGUUAAACCUGAUUAUUGGGGAAUGAUUAGGAAGGGAAGAGCACUGCGCUUACUUCUGGUUUUGUAAACCCCAAUGUUUACAACGGUGGCUGUUACAAACUGCUUUGAUUAAGAUAAUGGCAUGCUGUGGUGUAAAUUAAUUUACAAGUAAGAGAAUCAUGUGGUGUAAGUCGUUCUGUGUAAGAGCAGAAUAUAUCACCAACAAGUAUCUGAAGGCAUGUGUUAAUAAGUGUGCUUUGCUGAGCAUUUAGCACAGUGGGCUCUUGCCUUAUUAGUUUGCAGGCAUGAUUUAAUGUUUGCUUGAAGCACAAAUGUAAUUGGGAGCAUAGACUUGUAUGCUCCCAAGUGCAGGGGAAGUUCCCUAAUGAGCUUUGCACAAAUGAGGGUCGAGGUGGGUAAGAGAUUGUCCUAGGAUUAUAAACUAUUUUAAAUCAUUACAAGAUGUGUUUGAAUUAAUUCUUAACAGCCCGAAACUUUAAACCAUGAAUUGCAAGUGCAUUCAAUGUUUUUUUGUCUUGUACAGGACCCAUUACCAUAGUUACAGAUGAAGCAGACUCUGAAAUCCUUUAUCCCAACCCAGUGAACUGCCGUGGACUGAAAGUCAUGAACAGGUAUCUUGCCACAAACAUUCUGUCUGGUGCCACUGUGCAGACAGAAGGUGCAGUAGUUAUUGCAGCAAGGCCUUUCAGAAGACCUUGACCUAAAUUAUAUGCAUGACAUCAGUUGAUUGCCAAAAGCAAUGUGCUCCCCUAAACCCUGUGAACGGUUCUGGACCUGUUCAAGCAUUUAAAAGAACACGUGAGAAGUGUUCAAACUGGGCAGAGGAGCAUAGCUUAGCCACCCCUGCUCCUCCUUUUGCAAGAAGGAUUGAGCUGCAUUCAGAAUCAUCUUUAUCAGGAACUUGUGCAGUCAACAUGCAAAGGUUUGCUGGGCUGGGGAGCUGCACAUUUUCACAUGCUUCAGUUUGAGCCUUCAUACACGCUUGAACCUGAAAGACACCUUCUGACUUCCUGGGGGCGGUUGGCUUGUUGUCCCUCACAGAACAGUUCCAGUGUUCCUCUGUGAAGCAAGCCCAGGCUUGCCAUUCUUACCUUGCCUCUUUCCCUGCACCUUUUUUUUAUGCCAUUGCAAAAGUCUCCUUAGGGAAUGACUGUGUGAGAUCUAGCGAUCUAGCCAUAGCCUAAAAGCUGCUGACGUGUAAGACUGCGAGACGAGAACAAAAUAGCCAAAGCAAAUCAUGCUCUUAUUGUAUGUUAGAGCAGUUGUCCAACUAUGUUGUGAAUAAACUAUUUUCAAACAAUUAAAAAAAAGCAAGCAGUUGGAAUGAAAACUUAUGAAGUAGCCUACCAUACUUCUGUGUCUCACAGCUUGACUAUUUAAACGGCUCAGAUGAUAGCAUUUGUUUCCCCAAACUUAUACUGUAGCGACCGGUUGCAUUUUGUGGAACGGCUAAUGUGCUUGCUGUAGGCUCCUCUGGGAUUAUGAUGGGAAAGGGCUCUCUAAUAUGCUGCUUGACAAUUCUAGUGAUUCAGUGAACUGCGUAACUGGUGCCCAGUCAGCUCAAAUAAAAGCAAGUAUGAUCAUGCUUGUGUCAAAAGCUCGUGGGACAGAGAGUGAACGCCAAUUCCCUAACUCCUGGCAGAGCCAAUACGAUACUAUUAUAAUCACUAUAUUCUAAAACAACCCCAUAUGCAAUUCUGCUUCUUUUUUAAGAACUGCAUCGGUAACCGUUUCCUUUUCAGGGAAGCUGUGGCAAAAUUAGGAAUUUUCAAAGGUGGCUGUAGGCAAGCAUGCCACCUUGUCCCUGCAGUUCAAGGGGCCUGGGACCGUGCAACAUCAGUGUGGCAUGCACACAUGAUGCAAGCAUGCCCCAUGGCCGGCACCCCCCCCACACACCUUGGUGCCCCUGUCCAUAGGCUACUCUUGUACAAUGGUGCAGCUAACCUGUGGUCCCUUCCAGAUAUUGCUGGGCUCUCAAAUUCCAUCACUCCUGGCCAUGCUGGCUGAUGGGAGGUGGGAUCCAGCAACAUCUGGGGCGCCAUUGGUCAUUAACAUCUUCCCUAGUGAGGCAAGAGCUAUUUAGUUAUUUGCCCUGAAAAAGAUCCGAGUCAACUAAGGAAAAAUUAUUUUCACGUGCUUAAGACCUCUUGCUUUUUUGUAACUAAUUGUGAUGCAUUUAGUUGUCUAUUGCUCAAGCAAUCAUUUCAAGCCAAACAGCCCUGCACUCCUUUUCCCCUUCUAACAAGCAGGGGGAUCCAAGCACAGUAGCUUGUGCAGAUUACCAUUUAUGCAUUAUUCUGAAGCUUUCGUUUUUCCUCGACAGAGAGAGGCUGGCCAAUGUGCUUCUUCUGCAGCCAGGAAUUGCAGAGGAUCUGAAGACCAUUAAAGAGAAGAUGGGCCUUGACAGCAAGAACGGGGCGGACUUCUUUCUCCUUUUCGACAACAUUUUUGCAGAACAGGUACGCUGUGCCUUUGUAGGAACAAGCCUGUUUUCUUUAGCCAUCCAAGUUGAUUCAUGCAGGUCUGUGAGAGAAGCUGUGCUGAAGUAGAGCAGUGUGGCAGCCCAGGUGCUGAUGGGCUCCAGCUCCCAUUAGCCCAAGCCAGAAUACCCCAUGCCCAGGGAUGAUGGGAGUUGUAGUCAAGCAAUGUAUGGAAGGCCACGUGUUCACCAUUUCUGUGCUAGCAACUAUUCAGCAGAGUAGCUCUUGUUGCAAAUCGGAAAAUGGCCAAGACAGCUCUGGCAAGAGAGGAAACUAUGUGUCUUCCUUCAACUCCCUCCUCAAAUGUCACAUUUUUUGUCUUUUGGCUUAAUUGUUUAACAUUUCCUUUUUAUCUUUCUCUUCAUCCAAAAAAAAAUUGUUGCCUAUUACACUGGCAAAAUAGAUAAGCUCUUUCUUGCUGUUGUUGCUUAUGGAAAUCUCCAAAGUAGCUUGUAUAAUUAUUUGACUGAAUUUCUCUUAAUAGAUCUUACCUAGGACAUGAUGACACAGAAGUAGGUUACAUGAAGCAGUUAGCAUAUCAGGGGUUGGGCCCAAUUCUGUAAUUCCCUCCUUAGGGUGUAUCUGUGCUCCCAAUAUUAGAUUGAUCCCCAGUGCAUCAUAUGAACAGAUAACACAUACCGAGUUAGACCUAGCCAGACUAAGUGGUCCAAGGUGGGAUAUUGGCAAAGGCCUGCUACUCCACUUUAUCUCAGGUUUGGCACUAAAGAUUAAACUGGAUGUGGGAAAAGCUUGCAUGCAAAGACAUUUUAAGGGGUUACAUCAGUUACAGCAGAGGGAAUAUUGUAUGCUGAACAUGACUAUUACAGAUGCUUAGGCUUUUAAGUGGCCAAGGAUUGUUUUGUUGUUAUAUCUUAUCCUGAGAUCAAUAGAUAUACAGUAGGCUAGAAAUGUUGUAAUAGGAAAAAUAAUGCUCUAGCUGGGUAAACCAGUAUAAUUAUCAAUCAGUAAAAGCAAAGCAUUUAACAGCAAUAAAAAUGUGUGCUUUCAACAUUCAGGGCUUCCUUUCUUUAUGGAUUUGUCUGAAAAAGCUGUGCACCGUCAUUAUGGAGCUUCUUUCUCCGAGAUGCUUCUGACCACCCCAGGGUUUCCUGCAGCCGAGUUUGAAAGCCAUUUUUGUACAACUGAACUGAACUGAACUCACUGAACUGAAUACUUAAAACUUGUAGGAAAUGAAAUGUAAUGAAACCCAGGUUCCUCACUGUAAACUUUCCCCUAUCCUGCUGUUGUCCUUCUGAUCCUGUCUCAUAGAAUUGUAUGGUUGGAAAGGGGUCCUGGGAUUCAUCAAGUCCAACCCCUGCAAGGCAGGAAUCCUGCCCACCGCUGUCCCAGGGUGGGCUCGAACCACCAACCUUCUGGUUAACAGCCAGAUGCACUGACCCAUUAUGCAAUUGUUUUAAAAUUACAGGUUUUAUAUUUUAAUUUUUUUAAUGUACCGUAUAUACUUGAGUAUAAGCCGACCCGAAUAUAAGCCGAGGCACCUAAUUUUACCACAAAAAAACUGGGAAAAUUUAUUGGCUCGAGUAUAAGCCAGUUCACCACACCACAAACCUCCUGAUGGGCCGGAGUGUGUGUGCGUGUAGAUGGCGACUAACAGGCAAACAAGCAGAAAACUGACAGUGGCAAAGGCGGAGGAGGAAGGAGCAGCCAGAAAGGGCUGCUUUUGGGCUGCUUGUUCCUCCGCUGCCUCCGACAGUGGCAAAGGGGACCCUCACUCGAGUAUAAGCCGAGGAGAGCUUUUUCAGCAUUAAAAAUGUGCUGAAAAGGUCGGCUUAUACACGAGUAUAUACGGUAACUUGCUGUUUGGUUUUUAUAUUGCUUUUGUAAACUGCUUGGGUCUUUCUUUUUGAAGUAAGCAGUAUAUAAAUUUGUUAAAUAAACAAACAAAAUGAAUAUUGUGCCAAUUCAGGUAAUUACGUUGCCUGACUGUGGCAGCCAGCAUUGUAGUAGGUAACAUAAGACAUGGGAGGAAAUGGUAAUCAAGACAUAUGAAUGGGACCAUUCAUACGUCUUGAACUGAAAUCUGUCCACUACAUGAAGAUGUUUUCAGGUUGUUCAAGUUAGAACUAAAGGCUUGUUGUUGUUUUUAAAGGGAAUCACUCACGUGCUUAUUGUAACAUUGUUCUUCGUCUUUAGACUUAGAGGAAUGGCCUAGUUCCUUGUCUAACACAACUUGUUCAAGUGCAUGUCCAUGUUAAGAUAUCUAACGAUAAGCACAUGUGUGUCCAUGCCUGCUCUAAAGUAGUGGUGCCAUUUGUCACUGCAGCCUUAGAGUUGUUCUUUAAAUUCACACUAUGCUGUCUUUUAGGCACACGAUCUGCCUAGUUGCCCUAUUCUGAAGAGUUUCAUGGAACUGAUCGAGCAGAGGGCUAUAGACACACUCCUUUAUGUCACAAAAUCGAAUUUAAGGUGAGCAGUCCCAGGGAUGGUAUGGGUGGUAAGCCUGGGGAUAUCUGCAAGACAAAACACAGAAUCACUCUUCUGUUUUAAAACAUGGACUUCUUGUACAGACUAGUCAUGUGUGUCCCUGCUAGCCAGGAACCUUUACUUUUAAACCAGCUCCUGUUCCGAUUAAGUUCUGCCAGUUAUCUAGAACUGUUAAAAGAUGUUGCAACUCUUGUUAGAAACAUUUUUUUAAAAAAAUGGAUCUCUGUUUUGUUAUAUUUCUGACUAGAGAGACUCUCAAGAUGUCAGUUGGUCCUCUACUCAAUAUAAUAGAGAAGAACAUUAAGGCAGCAAUGAACCCUUCCUCUCCUGAAAUCAAGGCCAGGUAUGUAGAUUAUUAGUAUUUACGGUUUUGGCAGAACAUCCCAUUGAGCAGCAUCUACAAGCUAAAAACAUUGAAAGGGGAAAUGGGACAAAUCAAGGGGAGCAGGAGUUGAUGGAACAGUGACAAUUGCACCAUUUAAGAUUUGUGUAUAUAUUUUUAACUGGGUAAAGGUGACUUGUAAAUAUCCUAACUUUAAACGGGAGUUAUGUAGAACUUGGCUCACAAAAGCAGUUUCAUAUGAACAAAUACAAACUAGGUGCUCGCAUGUGGAAGACAGAACAAAAAGGAGAGGAAGGAAUGCUAUUACCCUGAUAAUUCUCAAUUUAGCUUAUUACAUCUACCAACUGACUUGAGAUUCAGUGUAAAUGGAAAAUGCAGCUGCAAUGGCUGCUAUACACAAUGUAUGUCAUCAGUAAGACUGAAUUAUUGGUCACUUCUUCUUUUAUUUUAGAAAGCUUGCUCUGUAUGCUAUUCACGAUGUUACCCUCUUCCCACUGCUAUUGGCUCUGGGGGUCUUUGAUUCCAAGUGGCCUCCAUACGCAGCAGACAUGACAAUAGAACUCUACCAGCGUUCCAAGGACUGGUUUAUACGGCUGCUCUACAAUGGAGAGGUAGGAGGCUCCAUGGUGAUGAUGUUACACAUAUAAAUGGGACCUCAAGUGAGAUUUGGGCAGGAGGCAAAUUCCAUACUCUAGCUUGCACAACAUCUAAAUACAAAGGCUGUUAACAGAUAAAUCACUGAAUCUGGAAUGCAGGGAUCUCAUACCUGUUUCAAGCUACCUUUUGGUAACAUUUAAAGCAACUCUCUUCUCUUUGCAAGGCAGUAGUGAUGCUGUAUAUCAGGACUCUGGUCCUCUAGUUGUUACUAGACUACAAAUUCCAUCAUCUCUGACCACUAUCUGAUACUAUUAGGAGUCUAAUAGAAUCUGGAGGACCACAAAGUGUACAAGAUAUUAUUAUUUUUUUUGCCCAAGAGCCUCUUGUAAUGGCAGUUUUUUUGGUGACGUAAAUGUUGAUUUGUCUUGUCUUUCCGCAGGAGCUGGUUCCAAGAGGAUGCAGAGCUGGUCUCUGUCCGCUGGAGGAUUUUCUAAAUGCCCUUUCAACUUACAGUGCUAAUCCAGAGGAAUAUAAAAUGCUUUGCUCUCAGUGAUAAGAGAUGUAGAACAGAUAAAUGAUUAGUAAUACUAAAACAUUAUUCACAACAUUUGUCUUUUCAAACGCCUUAAAGAAAAGUGUCAUUCACUUGUGGUUUAACUUUGCUAACAGGACAGUUCAAGUAAUGUAAAGUAUAACAGGGAUGAAUGCUGCUGCUACAUUUUGGAAAUUGGGUCCCUGGCUGCGGUAAGAGUUGGUGGUGGCUUAAUAUCCAAAAAGUUGUUACUGUAACCCAGUUUUUCAAAUUAAUGGAAUCUUGCAGAUGGCAGUCAAGUGAUGGCCCUCUGCUGACAGAUGGCAUACACCAGUGAAAAGGGGAGGCAAGGCAAUUUUAAAUAAUCCCUGCCCCUAGGCAAAGCUGCUCCAAAAGAUCCCAGCCUGGAAACAGGGGGGUUCCUGAAAAUUGCCUCUGUCAGUAAGAGAACAUUAAUUGGACACCAAGCACUCUGUACCUACUGCUACAUUUGCUUUUGAGCUCCACUAAGACAUUCAGUGUUCUGAAGCUAGUGCUACUCUUUGUUUUAAGUUCCCUGUGGUCCUUUAGCAGCUAAACUGAACCACUAAACUAGUCUUUCAAAAUUCUCAAUUAAAGUGUUUUACUGGAGCUUAACUUUCAUUCCAGUACACCUAUAUAUAGCUGCUGUCAGAAGCUACAGCCAUUAGCAGGGCAAAGUCUCUUUCCUUGGAACUUCAACCAGCUGCUUUAUUAUAAUUAUUUCCAUAUUCACUUUAGAACCGUAGUGUUGCUUGAUACGGCUAGGUAGGCCAGAGGUGAACUAUUGUGGAAAUGCUACAGUUAGCUAAAAUGCAAAAACAUGGAAGCGGGCCGAUAGAAGCCUGGAAAGAUGUAAUUGGAUACAAGCACUUUGUCAGACUGAAUGCUAAAAGCAGGCAGCAAUGUUAAUAUAACCAACCCAAAGACAAGACAGGUGGAUAGUCCCUGGGUAUUCAAAAUGGCUGUUACUUGUUGUAACAGAAGCAUGUUGAAUCAGAUUGGUGUUGUGCCCUGUGGGUUAUAGGGAAUACAAAUUGACGACCCGAAUCAGUGCGAAUGCUACAGCAACCUCUGUACCUGAAACAUAGGGUUGGUAAUAGUUUGCUCCCUGUGGUAAAAGGGAAAUGCAACCUGGAAGAACCUGUUUUGUGUAGCUGGAGAAAACUUGACACAUCACAAAUAUGGAUCUUCCAAAGGAAUACUGGGGUAGGUGAGGUUAGUUGUUGAAACAGACUUGAAAAUAAAGAGGUAAGAAGUCUCAAGGUUUUUAUAUACAAAGGUGCUAGCUCACUGGCCCUUUCCUAAUGAAUGUAAACAGAUACCAAACUCACGGCUGUUCAAAUAUUCAGUUGAUACUAUGAUUGUAUUACAACUGAUUCCGAGGAAAUGGGAGUUACUACCUACAGUUUGAUCAGUACUCAGGCUUUGGAGUUGGAGAUCUUCAUCUGAAACUUAUUUUGGAUUACUGAAGGUAAACAUUUUAUAACUUAAUUCAUUUUCUGGUUGCCUGACUAGAGUGGAUAUCUCUGUUCCUGAGCAGCUGCUCACUGCUAGGGGACCUUCACCUGUGCACCCAUGUUAAGGCUAACCUGUCCCCAUGACAAAGGUGAGACCGGUAGCACAGCCAUGCCCUUCUACACCAAGAUAGAGGGUGAAAGGGGUUUAAGAAGCAGCCUACCUGGUGUGCAACAUAAAAACCUUAUCAGAAGGACGUGAUCUGAAACGCAUAUACGCAAGCACUUUAAACCCGAUACAAACAGGCAUAUUUAGAAGCAAGCUAGACUGUAGCAAAGGAGGAAAGAAAUGGCUUUUGUAAGAAACAAUAUAUUUUAUUUUUCUGACACCACAGCCCUGGCAAGUGGUUUUGUACCAAAUUUAAUGGAGGUUACACAGAGAACGUUUUACGCUGGGGAACAAAAAAAAAAGAUAGCCACAAAAAAGGUCAGGAUAACUUUUAGUGUCUGUUCCACUCCCACAUUAAUAAAGUCACCGGGGGGGGGGGUCCUAAGAAAAGGAGAACGAACAGUAAGACUACUGUAGAAUGUAACAGUGUCAAAGUCCAGCCUCCUCCUGAAAGUAGCAACACUCUCAGAAUGAGAAGGGGCUCUCCUACAUAUACUCCCCAAAAAUAAUACAAUGUAUUGCAGCUGCCAGAGGAGGAGACAGUAAAGGGGGGGGGGGGCAAGAUGCCUUUUUUUUUUUAAGAGUGGGAGGGAGAGACAAAGGUGCUCGACAGCACUCCAUAAUUUGAAAAAUAUGUCCUUAACUUAUUUUUUUUUUAAGAUUCCCCCUCACUGAACUUAAGUUCCUUUUGUGCUUUUCAUUAAUACUCUGCUCUGAGGUCGUAGUUUGGUUUUUCUAUACAUUGGAGUUGAAGGAAAAUAGUCCAAAGUUCUGAAGAUGGAUUUUCCACCUAAAAGUAAACAGCCUCUCACCCCAAAGACUAAAGUCUCUGCUAAAAUCCCUUUUACAAUAUAGUACAGUACACAAAAAUAACCCCCCCAAAAUAACCAAGAGUCCUGGGAGAAGCCAGUCCAAAGGACGUAAACAUACAGAGAAUGGUGCAACUUGUGACAAAUGGCAAUUCUCAAAAUACAGCUACAGAUUCUCAAAGCAGGUGCCAUCACAGGAUAUCCAAGUACACAAAAAUAAUUUUUAAAAAAUAAAUUUUAAAAAAACAACCUGUUAAAAUGAAUUCAUUUGUUUUCAGGUAAUUCCAUACAUUCGAGAUUUCCCAAAGCAUCCUCUGGUCUGUUUUUUUACCUAUUGCAUGGCCAAACUGUGCUCCUGGAGCUCUCAGGCAGCCCUCAGGACCUGGAAUCUCAUCUCAACAAGGAUCGAACCAUCCAGUCUUAUGUAGCAGCUUAAAACAUCAUGUUCCCUGGAUUUCCAGGGCCUUGGCUAAAUCCUCCCAUUCCUACAUCAGCAGCCAUUCCCCGGGGUCUCAUCUGUGGAGGAAUCAUGAUGUUCUGUUGGGGUCCUAUCAUGCCCUGCAUUGACAUCAUCAUACCAGGUGAACCCACAGGUCCCGGAUGGCUGUAGAGCCCAGUAGGAGCGCGGUCCUUGCCUGGAAUCAUGCCUACUGGGUUGCUCAUUAGAGUGGGCUGGCCAGGCAUGGUUGGUUGUGCUGGUGACAUCAUCCGAUGGUGAGGUCCCAUCAUGCCUUGUUGCAGGAAGGCAGGAGGUCUCAUUGGGUUGUGACCUGGCAUGGAUGACGCUCCUCCAAGAGAAAUAUCAGGUGCGCCCACCGGCCCCCCCAUGCCAGCUAACGCCAGCCCCAUUCUCGGAUUCUGUUCUGCCAUCAUUCCCUGCAUGUGAGAAAACCCAGGCCCAACACCCUGUGGCUGCUUGCGGCCCGGUACUUCCCCACGAGGGAAAUACUGUAGUGUCUGGCUAGGCUUCUCUGAUGGAAUAAUCCUGGACAGGUCGAAUUCUGGUAUUCCAGUAGCUCCAGGGCGAAUCACUUCCUGCAGCUCCGGAUCGGUAAAAACUGAAGGCAUGUUGUUUCCUAGGACAGUGAAAGAAUCGGGUCCUCCGGGACCUCCAGACUUGCAAAGUGCGGGAUCUGUUGAACUUUGGGGCAUGCUGGUGGGACGUCCCAGAGGUCCCUCACCGUGGAAGCUCAUUCCAGCUGGGAAGUUGCCUUGUCCUCCACUCGGUCCAUUAUGUGGAAAUGGCACCUGCUGGGGAGGGGACUGUACUGGAGGAAACCCCUGUGGGAAGCCCAGGCGUCCUUGAGGUACCAUUGGUGGAUCCUGGGAACCAUGACCCAUCAUUGGAUUGUGUGACAUCAGGCCAGGGACCCCAUGAGGAGGUAUACUGGGUCCCAUAGCAUUUGGAGAGGGCAUCUGGUUACUGUGAGUUAGAGGCUGCGUCAUUCCCAUUGGGCUAAGAGUUGGCAUCGGGCCCACCUGGUUGGGACCUGAACUGCGAGGAUUCUGGGGGUUAAUGCCCAUUCCUAGAGAGAAUGGGAGGGGGAAAAGGUUAAGAUUAGAGCAAGUAGGUGAUAAUACAAAAAGCUUUCAGGAAUGGCAAGUACUGCAUACGUGACUUCUAAUGUGGAAAUGAGUAAUCUAUGGAUAGCUAAAUAUCUCCUUGCUAUACUACAGCCUCGCAUAAAAUAAGGACCACGUCGAAAGCACACCAACACAAAGAGGUUGUCCCAAAUGCUGACAUAUUUUCCAUCAGAGACCGUUGCACAUACUGGAAUCUCUCAAUACAAAGACAAAUGUCAAAGGGGAGGUUUCAUGUUGGUGAAGGUAAGAACAAUUGCUGAAAUGAGGGAACCUUUUCCACUGUUGACUUCUCUGCCAAGGCAACCCGGUCACACUGUAAUAAGGCAUGAUCAAGGGUUCACAGAGGACAAGGGAAGCCCCAAGUAUGCCCUAGAAAACAUCCACCAUUUUCACCAGGGUGAAUCAGAAGUAUUACGCAAGCUUAAAAAGAAUGGGGGUAACAAUUUGGUCUUUUCCUUGAGGUAUUCCAUAGGUGACUGAUACAACAGCAGAACAAUGGAAUUUAACCCUUCUCUAGAAGGGAAAAUGAUGCAAGUUUACUCCAAAUCCUUCUACAAGAAGCCACUAAAGGAGAAGGUCUCCAGGAAUAACAUUGCCUACAAAAAGAGGGGGUCCAGAACAGAGGCAGAGGGUGUCAUUCUGGAGUUGCUUGGCACAGCUAAGCUCCAAAUCUUCCACAACCAUCUCACUACAUUUUACUGUUGUAGGAUUCUAGUCACAUGAAGCGAUUUAUCUCACUAUUUCCAUCAGGUUGGUUAAAAGAGCAAAGGUGUGCUUUUUCAAAAUAGAAGUACUACCACCUAAAGUCUAACCAUCCUGGAACCUGAAUCAAGAACCUGGACACACUUAAUCUAAGCCUCAACACCUUACUAUGAAGAAGAGAAGUUGUCACUCUUCUAAGUCAGCUUGACAUAAACUCAACAGCUUUUAAAACUCCUCUUAAUCCAAUUGGAGUCAAACAAAAUCUGACAUCAUUUCUCACUUCCUUGGGUAGAACUUGUUUCUGGGUUCUAAGAAAGACCCAACUGAAACAGCCACAAGCAAGUCACAGAACACACUACAUCAAUAUCAGAAUGAUUCUUAGACUGGUAAGUGGCUCUCAUGUAAACUAUGAUAAAACGUGAUCACUUGAGACACACAGAGACAUAAUCCCUAGUCUUUUUUCACAAAUUACACUUGGUGUAAUAGUUUGCGCUAUACUUGCAAGUCACAAUGCUCCAUUUUCAAUGUGGAUAACUACUGUUGGAAAGUUAAAAUUGUGAAAAAAGAGAGAAGGGUAUGAUAAUUUAUGUAACUGCCUACAUCAGCAGCCUCCUACCAAACACUUGGGUUAAGUUACACAGGCUGUUUGCUGCCCCCACCUUAAGCUGUCCAUCCUAGGUGAGUAGUUCCUGACAACUCAAUUUCAGUGAGGCUAUUUCAGUGUGUCACUGUUUUGCCACAUGCAAGUUGCAAUUUCAUUAGCUUCUCCCUAUGAUAUUCUCCAAACCACAUGCUACCAGCCACAGCACACCUAUACAGCAUUUGUUUCUUACCCGAAAGAUUGUUCAUAGGUGGCAGGUUUGGGGAACGUGCUGGAGGAGAGUCAUCAUCUGAGGAAGCUACAGUCUUGAUAGCGUCAUGGUAGAGUGGAGUAGAACUGGGCAUUGCAAACUUGGACAUCCGGGACAUCAUGAUGGAGAGAGGAUUUUGAGAGAGAGUAGGCUCUGGGGGCAUUGUGUAUGGACUGCUAGAAGGAAGAUUUCCAGGAAGAGUCACAGGAGCAGCCUGGCUAACCGUUGAAGGGGGUGCACCACCUAAAUAAAUAAAUAAAUACAAGUUAGCCUUUAACAACUAGUCACCUUGCCUAGAAUACUUUGGAAGUUUCACUCAACAGCUUCCUGUUGGGUCUGGGUUUAAAUGCCAAUUUGACCAUAUGAAACUUAUUUAUAUCAAAUAAUAUCACUGGUUAAUCUGGCCCUGUAUUACUGUCUACUCUGAUUGGCAGCAGCUGUCCUCAGGCAGAGCGCUUUCCCCCAGCCCUGAAAAAGGGAACUGUGCCCCUCCUUCGCUCCCUCGCCCCUCUCUCUUGCAUACCACAGUACAUCAAUAUACUGCAAGGCAACUGCUCCAUAAUCAGGCUGUCUGCAGUUUAUUUAGUGUUUCAUUCUCUAUGACACACGUUACCCUACACUAUACGCAACAAGAAGUUCAUUUUCAGCCACACACAAGGACAACACUUGUGUACCACAAAAUCCAGGUAUCUGAGAACAACUAAGCCUUCAAGAUGCUGUGACACUCUUACAUUGGACGAAGAGGGUUCUGACUUAAGAGGCAUCAAUUAUAAUCCUACAAGUUCACCCCCACUGGCUUCUCUGCCAAUGUACCAAAUGCUCAGAGAAAAGCACACAUCCCUAGAAGGAGUGGACUCUGGUCCCCUCUUGAAUCCACUAAGACAACUGUAUUGCAAUGAAGUUGUUGUGAGCUGUCCCGUGUGGUAGGCACUAAAAGCGUAGGAUAUAAAAUUUUAAAUAAAUAAAUCUCUGGGACAAUAGCAAGCCAUAACAGCAAUAGCAACUACACACCCUGUCCAUCAAUGGUCUUUCUGCAUAAAUGAAGCUUGAGUGUGUGUACAUCAGGGACUAGAUCUACUUUCUCCUGGUAACACUAGUCCCAUAAGUACUUACAAGGAUGGUACUAUAAUCUGCAGUUAUGCACGAAAUACACACUGUAUUACCAUAAACUGAAUUUCAGACCUUGUUACAAAAUAAUUAUAUGAACCAGGGUAUUCAGACAAAUCAAGAGGAAGAACUAAUAAAAUAACUGCAGGAAAGGGAAGAGGAGAGGUUAUUUUCAUACUGGAUCCUUCAAGCCAUUUGCUUUUUGAGAGCCCAGGUGUCAGAAUCUCAACAAAAUGCUACUUUCCCCAGUUUCUCAGCAAUCUGUACAGCUCAUUAUCAUCACAGUUGCUAGAAAAACUAUUUUACGCCCAGCAAAUGCAACUACUAUGCCUGGUUUUUGUGUGUGCAGAACACCAGAAUCUCUCAAGACUAGAAUGACAGGCACUAACUGGAUAAUGCCCCUUGACAUCCCUACCAACCAUAGUAGCUCCAAACAUCCAUGCAUGCUUCAUGCCAUUCAGCAAUGCCUGCUGCUGAGAUAAAGGAGGGAGGACCUGGGUCACAGAGAGACCAGGAAGAAAGCAAGUGCCUUUAAAAAAGAAAAAAAGGCUCAAUUUCAUAAAUACAACUAACAGUAGAGAGAACAAACUUGCCUGUGCAAAAAUGUACACCCUCCAGCUACCUAAUGGUUGAAAUCCCAACAAACAGAACAGUUACCCUGUGAUGCAUAUAUGAAGCAAAGCUGAACAGCUUGGGGGAGUUCAGAAGUUUAAACACUAUUAUUAAAUGUGCUGUUUCACAUAAGAGCACUAACCAGCUUACUAAAAGUUCCAUUUCUUAUUCAACAAUGCACCAUGAGCUAUCACUGCGUAUUUUUAACACAUGUCAGACAAGGUCAAUGUUUUCCACUGUCAACCCAAGUCUCUCAAGCAAGGUUUCAUUCCAAUUGUGAUGGAAUGAAAUCAGGAGUGUCUGGAUUUGUCUGCAGACAGAAGAAAUGGCAGUGACUAUGCAUUGGCUGCAAAUCCAGCUACCAUCAACCAAAGCAUCAAGAUGACAGAGGGGAGACGGAGAGAAACUUGUUCCAAAUCUAGUGUUUUUCAAUGCAGUCUCAAAUGCUAUUCUAUAGUUUCAGAGUUAUUUCUAACUCUCACUGAGUUUAUCAAAAUGUAACUUAUAUAAUCUGUACUAUUUGUCUAGAAUAAAGUGUAUGUAGGUUCUAAUAAACC
Podarcis lilfordi (Lilford's wall lizard) is the source of this 21698-nucleotide messenger RNA. The record is from the annotation of a GenBank genome assembly. Lineage: Eukaryota; Metazoa; Chordata; Lepidosauria; Squamata; Lacertidae.